AAUGAAAAAUCUGCCAAACUUUCACAAAACUCUUGGAUUUGUUUUAGACUCCAGGUUCCACGUUCUGCGUGUCCUGUAAACCCCUUCUUCACCGACCAUCAUCUGCUCAGCCUCAGCGCUGGUUUUCUUAUUGUCUCAUGUCUCUCCUGGUCAGAAACAUUUGGCCUUCACUUCCCUCAGUCACCCCGCUUCAGGCUCUGUUGCAGGCGGUGAUGAAUUUGCACACGAUGCGAGCGAAGGUAGUCACAAGGCUGGAUCACAUAUUCACUAUUUGCACCCUGGGUGGAUUUAAGAAGGAUAUGUAAGGACUGUUAAACUCGUUUUCAUCAAGAGGAGACAACAAAGCCUGGACGUUUCGGACAGCAAAAAAACAACAAAAAAACAAAACUGCGUUUUAAUGAACAAAACUUCAGCCUUCAAAGUUUGGACUUUUUAAACUACAUUUUUUUGUUGUUGCAUCCCUUCGAUUUGAAGGACUUUCCUAAAAUAUUUGUUCCUCUCCGAGACAUCAAGUCAUGUUCAUGAACAAGCCGGAGAAAAUUCCCCUGGUGACAGACCUGAAGACCUCAUACGAUGUAGUGGAAAGCGUGGCGUACCAAGAGCCAUCAAAGAUGAACAGCGCCGGUGGCACCAAGCACUGCCAUGACAACAGCCAUUCACAGGCGGAUCGCGAGGGAGAGAAGAAACAUGCCCGGAUGAGGUUGUAUCUGGUCUCCGUGAUCUGCCUGAUUUUCAUGAUCGGUGAAAUCAUCGGUGGGUAUUUUGCAGACAGUCUUGCAGUAAUGACGGACGCCGCCCACCUAAUGGCGGACUUAAGCAGCUUCAUCAUCAGCCUGAUAUCCCUCUGGCUGUCCUCCAGACCUGCCUCACACAAGCUCAGCUAUGGCUGGCAUCGUGCAGAGAUCUUGGGUGCACUGCUGUCAGUUUUCACCAUCUGGCUGGUAACUGGAGUGCUGGUGUACCUUGCUGUUGAUCGCGUCAUCAACGAUAACUACAACAUUGAGGGCACAAUUAUGCUCAUAACCUCUGGCUGUGGUGUGUUGGCCAAUAUUGUCAUGGCCCUCACGCUUCACCAGUCGGGCCAUGGCCACAGUCAUGGGGGUCUUAGCUCACAUGGGCACGGCCACAGUCACAAGAAAGGAAAAGGACAGAAACAGAUCACAGACCAUGCCAACUCAAAAGUUGACCGAAGAGGAGACCUGGAGCAUAAUGGGCACGCUCAUGGAGGGAGGGCUCAGCAGGCCAACGCCAGUUUGCGAGCUGCGUUCGUCCAUGUGGUGGGAGAUCUUCUGCAGAGCAUCAGUGUGCUUGUUAGUGCCAUCAUUAUCUACUUCAAGCCAGAAUAUAAGAUUGCUGACCCCAUCUGCACAUUCCUGUUCUCAAUCUUUGUCUUGUGCACAACCUUCACCAUCAUGAGGGAUAUUGUCGUCGUCCUGAUGGAAGGUACUCCAGCUGGUGUGAAGUACAGUGAGGUGAGGGGUCACCUGCUAUCAGUAAAGGGGGUUACAGCUGUCCACAAUCUUAACAUCUGGGCCCUCACCAUGAACCAGGCUUUACUAUCUGCACAUGUGGCUAUAGACGAGUCAGCGGAUGCUCAGACUGUCCAAAGAGAAAUAACACAGGCUUGCUUUUCCUCCUACAACUUCCACAGUGUUACAAUACAAAUGGAGCGACAGUCGGACCAGAAGCCUGACUGUAAACUGUGUGAGGACCCCAAGAUGUAGCAGCAGAAUAAGGCCAAGGGACAGCUGCUAUAACCUCAGUUCACAACAUUUAGUCUUUCUGCACUGCUUCUAUAGGACCCUGAAGUCUGACAUUUAAUGAUAAAGUCUCAUGACUUUGUGUUGACACUAUCAAAGAUAUGUGCCUGAAUGAAAGAUCAAAUGAUUUUAGAAGGAAUGCCCUUUGGAAGUUUUAACUUGCUUUAAACUUUGAUAUUCAUUGUCUUUUCUUUUUAGUUUUUUCACGAUACAAUAUAAAUUACAAUGCAUUGUAGAAAGUUAAAGUUUAUCUUUAAUGAAUAUGGUUUUACAUGAUUGAGUGUGUUGAGCAACUUUGAAAUUUAUAUGUCUUAUCUACUUCCCUGAACCUACAUCGUAACUACAGUUUACCUCAUGACCUCAUGGGGAGCAUUCAGACCAUGGCUAAAGUAUUUUAUUUUUUAAGUAUUUACUUACUGCAUCAACCUGAACAAUAGUAUGCAGCCAUAAGCAAUGAAACAUGGUCUUGUAUGUAAAUAUAUACAUCAAUAAAUAUUUCUAUGCAUGGACUACUAACCAGCAACCUCAAACGUACUCUCUGUUGGGAGCAGCAAGUGUUUUUUUUAAUACGUGGUCAAAAUGCCUUUCAUUGUCUUUGUAAAGUUCUAAUGCACAAGCGGAAAUAAAAUACUCAAUAAAAUAUUCUUUUUUCAAAUA
Labrus mixtus (cuckoo wrasse) is the source of this 2417-nucleotide messenger RNA. It is a transcript of the gene slc30a8, whose product is annotated as solute carrier family 30 member 8. Bases 516 to 1724 code for a protein of 402 amino acids. The transcript has 9 exons. Gene Ontology annotation, biological process: response to zinc ion; zinc ion transmembrane transport; response to glucose. NCBI's taxonomy places the organism in Eukaryota, Metazoa, Chordata, Actinopteri, Labriformes, Labridae. Gene Ontology annotation, cellular component: plasma membrane. The record is from RefSeq and is a predicted model, not a curated record. Gene Ontology annotation, molecular function: zinc ion transmembrane transporter activity.